CUCUCAUCAAGAGAAGUUGGUCCAAUAACAGAUAUUACUUCACUUAACUUGUCUCUCUAGUGAUCUGAUUGUCAGAGUUGAGGAGCACUCACUGCUCCUAGUCAAUGGAAGGAUGGGAGGAGUGUUGUGCACAUUUAACAGUAGAUCAUGGGACAUUACUCAGAAGGGAAUCAAGGCCAUUCUCUCUGACAAUCGAAUCCUGAGUAUGGACCUUCUUCUUCCCUCCACAGCCAUCACACAGCGUGCUGAGGAAGAAAAUGUCCAACCGAACCACCGUGACCGAGUUCCUUCUCCUGGGAUUCUCUGACAUUCGGCAUCUGCAGAUUUUGCACUUUGUGGUGUUUCUAAUAAUUUAUCUGGCAGGCCUGCUGGGGAAUCUUCUAAUCAUCACAGCCAUAGCCCACAACCACUAUCUUCACACCCCCAUGUACUUCUUCCUGGUGAAUCUGGCCAUCCUAGACCUUGGCUCCAUUUCUGUCACCGUCCCAAAAUCCAUGGUCAAUUCCCUAAUGAACACCAGGGUGAUUUCUUAUUCUGGAUGUGUCGCCCAAAUCUUUCUCUUCAUGUUCCUUGGUUCAGCUGAUCUCGGCAUCUUGACUGUCAUGGCAUAUGAUCGAUAUGUCGCCAUCUGCCAACCACUGCACUAUGAGAGAGUGAUGAACAGGAGAGCUUGUGUCCAAAUGGCAGCAAGUGUCUGGAUCAGUGGGAUUCUUUACUCUGCCCUGCACACUGGAAACACAUUUGCAUUAUCCUUAUGUGGAGGAAAUGUGGUGGAUCAGUUUUUCUGCGCCAUCCCCCAGCUACUCAAGCUUGCCUGCUCUGACUCAGACCUCAGUGAAACGGGGGUUAUUGUCUUCAGUGCAUGCUUAGCUUUAAGCUGUUUUGUUUUAAUAAUUGUGUCAUAUGUUCAGAUCUUCAGAUCAGUGCUAAGAAUCCCCACUGCACAGGGCCGGCAAAAAGCCUUCUCCACCUGCCUGCCUCACAUCACUGUUGUCUCUUUGUAUGUUUCCACUGGCAUCAUUGCCUACCUGAAACCAAACUCCAGGUCCAUAUCACAUCUGGAUCUCGUGGUGGAUGUUUUCUAUUCCAUGGUACCUCCAAUGCUGAAUCCAAUCAUCUACAGUAUGAGGAACAAGGAGAUCAAAGCUGCCCUGAGGAAACUCAUUGGACGGAAGUUAUUUACAACCAAGAAAAUGUCCAUUUUUCUCUUUUGAUUUUAACUUCCUUCUAUCUUUCCUUAUAAAUA
Messenger RNA from Mauremys reevesii (Reeves's turtle), 1246 nucleotides. RefSeq names its product olfactory receptor 14A16-like. NCBI's taxonomy places the organism in Eukaryota, Metazoa, Chordata, Testudines, Geoemydidae. The record is from RefSeq and is a predicted model, not a curated record. Gene Ontology annotation, cellular component: membrane. The coding region runs from base 258 to 1214 and encodes 318 amino acids. Gene Ontology annotation, molecular function: G protein-coupled receptor activity; olfactory receptor activity. Gene Ontology annotation, biological process: G protein-coupled receptor signaling pathway. The transcript has a single exon.